CAGUCCCACAGAGCCAGAGCAGCGUGUCUUCAGCUGAGCCUGUACCACGCAUGAGCUCCGCCUGCCUGAACGUCCGGGGGCGGCAUUACUCACACUCACAGGAACACGGCUGCACCAGCACAAGAGGCGCUCCAGUAUGCUCCAAUGUGCACACUGAGCUUCUGCUGGAGUCUGCUUCACUGAGCCUUUUCUGUCUCGGGAAUAUCUCCAUGUCUAAAGACAGCUGUGUGACAAAACCCCAGCAGGACAAGCUCAGCGACAUGAGUCUGCAACAUAAGGAAAGAGAGUUGACCCGGUCGGAAAAGGAGUCUCGGGAGAGGAGGGUACGGGGAGGCAGUACACACCUCUUCACCUCCAUGACUGUCUCAGGGACCACCAUGUGUUCGGCCUGCAGCAAGCGCAUCACUGCCAAGGAGGCCCUAAACUGUGCCUUGUGCGGUGUCACUGUCCACAGUCACUGUCAGGACGGCUGCCCAGACUGCUCCAAAACCAAGCACAGGGCUAAACCUGCCAUAUUAAACUCCUCACUGCAGAAUGAUACAGUGAAGACUAAAGCCCGCAGGCUCCCAGAGAGGCCUAGUUCUGCUGUGUAUGCCUCAGACAGCUUCCGCCGCUCCAUCCUAGGCUCCUGUCGGGGGCGGGGCUUAUCUCUCUCCAAGAGCGUCUCCUCCAAUAAUAUUGUCGGUGUGUGUCGUGUGUGUAGAUUUCUGAGUGAGGACUCCUCUCUUGGACUGCGGCGGAUCUUGUCUCAGUCCACAGACUCACUCAUCUUCAGGACCAGAGCCAUGUCAGUGGAGUCCCUCAGCGAUGAUGGAGCAGCAGAUGGCCAGUACAGCAGUGCUCUGGAGGACUCGGACGUGGAGGGCCAACACUUUAAAGCAGACUCCUGGAGCCUGGCUGUGGACAGGACCUACCUCCAGAAACACCACCGAGCAGUCAUCAAGAGACAAGACGUGAUUUACGAGCUGAUUCAGACCGAGCUGCACCACAUGCGCACUCUGAGGGUGUUGGAGCGAGUGUACCGCCAGGGUCUACAAGACGAGCUCCACCUAGACCCGAGCACCGUGGAGACCCUGUUCCCCCAGCUGGAGCAGCUGUGUCAUAUCCACGGACGCUUCCUCAGCCAUCUCCUCCAGCGGCGCCUCGAGAGCCUGGAGCCCGGCUCGUCCAGGAACUUUGCCAUCCACAGACUGGGGGACAUUCUUCUUGACCAGUUCUCGGGCCAGCCUGCAGAGGACAUGAGGAAAACCUACGCUGAGUUCUGCACACGUCACUUAAAAGCUGUCAAAGUGUACAAGGAGACACUGAGUAAAGACAAGAGGGUCCAGGCCUUCAUCCAGCGCGUGAGCCGCAGCCCCGCCCUCCGCAGACAUGGAUACCAGGAGUGUAUUCUGUUAGUGACCCAGAGAAUCUGCAAAUACCCUGUCCUGAUCCAACACAUCCUGGACAGCACCGUGGAUGAAGAAGAGGCAUCCUCUCUCUCCCAGGCUCUGCUGAAGGCCAGAGAACUUCUGACUGCCAUCGAACAGCAGAUGGACGAGCUACAGAAGAGCCAGAGGGUGGAGGAGAUUCAUGCCACUCUGGACCCGAAGGUGGUGGCCCGAGUCAGGGAUGGGCGAGUGUUCAGGCCUGAGGAGUUGCUGCGCCGAAGCCUGCUGCACGAGGGCACUCUGUUCUGGAAGAGCCCUGGGUCACGCCUUAAAGAGGUGCAGGUGCUCCUCAUGACCGACAUCCUGGUGUUUCUACAGGAGAAGGACCAGAAGUACAUCUUCACCAGUCUGGACAAGCCCCCGGUUCUGUCCCUGCAGAACCUCAUCGUGAGACCCAUCGCCAACCAGGAGAGGGGGCUGUUCUGCAUCAGCGACGCCUCUCCUCCUGAGAUGUACGAGCUGCACGCUGCUUCUAAAGAGGAACGAACUCUGUGGAGUCAACACAUCCAGCAGGCAGCGCGCAAGUGUCCAUCCAGAGAGGAGUUUCCGCUGAUAGAGUCAGAACAUAAGGCCCGCAUCAGGAGACUCAAAGCUGAUCUGCAGCACAAGGACAGUGAAGUGCUGGAUCUGCUCCACCAGAGGGUGGCGCUGUUCUCUGAGCUAUCAGAGCUGAGUAGUGGUCAGAGUCUGCACCCUGCCAACACACGCUCUCUAUUCCGGGCAGACACACUGCAGGCACCGCGGGCUGAGCGACUGCUGCUGGAGGCAACCAAAGAAGUGGACACUCUGAGUGAGCUGCUCCUGGGCUCGUCUGGCAGUUCUACAUCAGAACAGGGCCCCAUGUGUCAUGGGGAAGUGUCUCUGAACGGGGCACAUGUGCACAAGGAGAUCUGCCAGAGACUGCUGAGCCUUAGCACAGGCCUCCACGCACUGCAGGGGGCUGUGAUCAAACAGGACUCCAUCCUGGAGCUGCUGUUACAGCCGGAGGAGGAGUGGCGCCUGAGGAGGGACGGGGACAGUCCAUCGUCAGGGGCUGAGGUGGGGGCCAUAGGAGAGCUGGCCCUGCUCCAGAGGCAGCACAGUCUGCUCCAGGACGAGUUGCUGAGGCUGCGAGACGCCGAGCGCAGGUUCAAACAGAGCGAGAGGGAGCGGGCACGCCUGGAACAACACAUGCGCCACCUCAUCAGUGUGUCAGCGGGCACACAGGGGGCAGCAGCACCCAGAAAUAAGGUGUGCACGGUGCGCUGGCAGAGUCAGGAGCUGCAGUACGCCAGUGAUGAAGAGGUAGUCACAGAUGAGGAGGAGGAUGAGAGGCCAGUGGACAGGUUCAAAGAUGUGCAGGCAGCCUCACAGGUCUGACCUCCUGCACACCCCACUGGAUGUUCUCUCAGGAUCAUCACACUACCAGGUCCUCCCCCAUAGACUCUACAGUGUAUGCCUACUACCAUCACCCUGAUCCUCUGUGAUGAAGCUCUAUGUCCAGACUCACCUGUGUGUCAGGAGGCCCCAUACCAAACUACUGAUGUUUUGGUACUGAAAUGAUUUUGAACAAUACUGAUUCUAAUGCUAAAGUAUUAGCUGAUGAUCAAACUGUAAUCAGUUUUAAAAUACAUCAUUUAUAUUUCAGCUUAGUAUUCAGUUGCUCAUAUGCUCAGUGCUCAAUGGACAAUUCAAUGCAUGUUUAUACAAAACUCUUUGGAAUCAGUAUUGAAUCAAUAUCACAGUACUUGCCCAAGUGUUACUUGGCAUCAGAACAAAUCACAAAUCAGGGUUAUCAGCCAUCACUAGUCAUUGUCUGUCCGACCAGUGGGACCAGUCUGUACCUUCUGUCAUUCUGCUGUUUGAGCCAUCUGCACUGCUCUCCAGCAGCACAUCGCUCAGUCUCCUCUCUGCAUCCUCCUUUUCCAUCAUACUCUCCCUUCAUCACAUCAGACAAAGCCUGGCCUGUCAGGGUCUAAAUGCCAAAGUAAAAGAACAAGUCACACACAUAUUUGUGUGUUUCCUGCUGAACUGUGGGGGUUAGUGGUACAGGGAUGGGUUCUUUAUGGGCCUGGCGAUGACAAUCAGGUUCAACAGCUGUCACUGCACAAGUGUUUAACCACUCAUUUAGUGAUAGAAUAGAAGUAUUCUUUCACUGCUUUAUUCAUUAUUUCUGUAUACUGAGAAUGUAACUGAAGGUUUUCAGUUUGACUCCUGCUGCCUGCAUUGCUUACUGUUGGUGUAUCUCUGGGCAAGGCACUGCAGUCUCCAUGCCUGUGGGUUAAUGUGGCCAGUCUUCCCUGGUGGCUGUGGUUCAGAGGUAGCUAAAGACCGAGUGAAACUGAGGGAGAGUGAAAUAUGGACUCACGUCAAGUGCUUUGAGAACCUAGGAAGUGCAAUAUAAACCUGAGCCAUUAUGACAUGUGUGAAUGUGUUUUUUUAUUUAAAGGCCUAUUAUUUAAGAUUGAUGUGAUAAAUCUUAUACAAGUGGCAAUAAUAAAUAAUCCAGACUUUGUGGUGUAAGCAUGCUGCAUAAACGUGGAAUAAAGAUCACCUUAGAUGAA
Boleophthalmus pectinirostris (great blue-spotted mudskipper) is the source of this 3973-nucleotide messenger RNA. RefSeq names its product Rho guanine nucleotide exchange factor (GEF) 1a (gene arhgef2a). The coding region runs from base 51 to 2789 and encodes 912 amino acids. The transcript is spliced from 22 exons. Gene Ontology annotation, biological process: actin filament organization; regulation of Rho protein signal transduction; positive regulation of neuron differentiation. Gene Ontology annotation, molecular function: microtubule binding; guanyl-nucleotide exchange factor activity. Gene Ontology annotation, cellular component: cytoskeleton; ruffle membrane. The record is from RefSeq and is a predicted model, not a curated record. NCBI's taxonomy places the organism in Eukaryota, Metazoa, Chordata, Actinopteri, Gobiiformes, Gobiidae.